CCAAGCACAACCCACCUUUUCUCACACAUUAGCACAAACACCUUGCACGCAUCCAAACCCCUCCCAACCAUGGCCCCCGCACCAAACAAAGAAAAGACGAAAAAAUGCUGCCCGCUCCGACGAUCGCGCAAGGGUUGCAUGAAAGGCAAAGGUGGACCUGAGAAUCCCUCCUGCUCCUACCGCGGCGUCCGGCAGCGAACGUGGGGCAAGUGGGUGGCCGAGAUCCGCAUGCCCAACCACGGAGCUCGCCUCUGGCUCGGCACCUUCAACUCCUCCCUCGACGCCGCCCGAGCUUACGACCACGCCGCUCGAUCUCUCUACGGCGACUGCGCCUGCCUCAAUCUGCCUCACGCCGAUUUGAAGACGCAGAGGGGAGGGGAGGAGUCGCGGAAGAAGGAGGAGGAGGUGGUGGCCCGAUUCGAUGGAGGGAUGGGGUUGGAUGAUCUGGAAGAGUUUUUGAUGAGGUUGCCGAAGGCGGAGGAUUUUGGGCUGGAUGUGUUUCAUGAUGUUGGAGUUGCAGGGCGUUGUGGGGGGGAUGGAGAUGAUUGAGACGGAGGGUUGUAGUUCUGUUAGCGUUCUUGAUUUUUAAGUGUGUUUAAUACUUACUAUUCAUAAAAUAAAAAUAUUUUUGGG
Molecule: messenger RNA, 633 nt
Organism: Phalaenopsis equestris
Lineage: Eukaryota; Viridiplantae; Streptophyta; Magnoliopsida; Asparagales; Orchidaceae
Product: dehydration-responsive element-binding protein 2C-like
Exons: 1
Coding region: 70-549 (159 amino acids)
Biological process (GO): response to stress; positive regulation of DNA-templated transcription
Cellular component (GO): nucleus
Molecular function (GO): transcription cis-regulatory region binding; DNA-binding transcription factor activity
Source: RefSeq, a predicted model, not a curated record